Molecule: messenger RNA, 1083 nt
Organism: Malania oleifera
Lineage: Eukaryota; Viridiplantae; Streptophyta; Magnoliopsida; Santalales; Ximeniaceae
Exons: 2
Coding region: 1-1083 (360 amino acids)
Molecular function (GO): RNA-DNA hybrid ribonuclease activity; nucleic acid binding
Source: RefSeq, a predicted model, not a curated record
AUGGAUCCGAUUAAGUAUGUUUUCGAGAAACCUGCAGUAACAGGGCGGAUGGCUCGUUGGCAAAUGCUGUUGACUGAAUAUGAUAUUACAUAUGUAACGAGAAAAGCCAUCAAAGGGAGCAUUAUAGUAGAAUAUUUGGCUGAUAGGGCCGUUAAUGAUUACCAAUCCAUGGAGUUUGACUUCCCAAAUCAAGAUAUUGAUUCAAUUGAUCAAGAAAAGGAAGGUAAUGUUAGGUGGAUGAUGCUAUUUGACGGGGCAACCAACAUAUGGGGGCAUGGAAUAGGGGCUGUACUCAUAUCACCAGAGGGUAAAUAUUACCCAGUCACAGCCAAACUCACCUUUCCGUGUACCAAUAAUAUAGCUGAGUAUGAAGCGUGCGUAUUGGGCUUACAGGCAGCUAUUGACCAAGGCAUUAAAAAAUUGAUUGUAAAAGGAGAUUCCGCUUUGGAAUUCGAUACUAUCAGUUUUUCACAUUUACCGAGAGAGAGUAACUUAAUCCCUGAUGCGCUAGCAACAUUGGCGGCUUUAUUUAAGGUUGAGUCCGGAAUAGAGAUUGAACCCAUUCGAAUAAGGAUGCAUAGGGAACCUGCAUAUUGUAUAAUGACGGAAGAAGUUGAUGGGAAGCCAUGGUUUCAUGAUAUCAAAACAUACAUUCAAUGGAAGGAGUAUCCCAUAGGAGCCUCUAAUAAUGAUCGAAAGACAAUUCGAAGGCUAGCUAUGGGAUUCUUUUUAGAUGGGGAGAUAUUGUAUAAAAGGAACCAUGAUAUGACCCUCCUACGGUGCGUGGAGUUGCAAGAGGCAAGACAAAUCAUACAAGAAGUACACGACAGCGUUUGUGGGACCCAUGCGGGAGGACACUCGUUGGCCCGAAAAAUCCUAAAGGUCAGUAGGAUACUAUUGUAUACCAUGGAACGGGAUGGUCAUAGAGUCUAUGUAUUCGAAAAGUGCCAUAAGUGUCAAAUCUACAUGGUAUAUCGCAACAAGUCGCACCCUCCUCACAACUUCCAGUUAUUCUACAUGCACUUGCCUUUCUCAGCAUGGGGCAUGGAUUUUGAUCGUACCGAUAACCCCAAAGGCCAGUAG